Acanthochromis polyacanthus (spiny chromis) is the source of this 3976-nucleotide messenger RNA. It is a transcript of the gene bnc1, whose product is annotated as basonuclin 1. Gene Ontology annotation, biological process: regulation of transcription by RNA polymerase I. Gene Ontology annotation, cellular component: nucleus. Bases 463 to 2901 code for a protein of 812 amino acids. The record is from RefSeq and is a predicted model, not a curated record. NCBI's taxonomy places the organism in Eukaryota, Metazoa, Chordata, Actinopteri, Pomacentridae. The transcript has 4 exons.
AGGCAGCUCCUGAGGUGAGAAUGCCGAGUGGGAGGAUCUCAUUCCAAUCCCCUGUGCCCAGUUUCAACAUACAAACUUAGACAUAUGUGUACUGAACAUCUUGAGUAGUUUGGAGCCAGGCCACAGCAACAUUAGAGAAGAGGAAGCAGAAGAGGCGAUUGUGUGUGUCUGUGUGUGUGUGUGUGUGUGUGUGUGUGUGUGUGUGUGUGUGUGUGCAUGUGUGUGUGCAAUGAGUGUAAAAGCACUCUACUUUUUCUCUUUUUGUGGAGUGAGUGUUGGUGGCUCAGUGUGUAUGUGCGUGAGAAGAGAGAGAGCGGUGUGUCUGUUCUUGGAGGAGACGCUGCUGGGUGUGAUGGCUCUUUUGCAUUAGUACUUGUGCGGACAGGAGAGUUGGAGGCAGUUGUUUUGUGGGACUUAUAGGGAAUGGCAAUCUCCACAGUAUCCUUGGAAACGUUCGACUGAAUGACAAUGGCUGAGGCUAUCUGCUGCACUUUGGUGAAUUGUAACUGUGACAGCUUCAAGCCGGGGAAGCUGAAGAGGAGGCAGUGUGAAAACUGCAAGCAUGGCUGGGUAGCACAUGCCUUGAGCAAGCUGAAGGUGCACCAUAUGUACCAGAGCAGCCAGGUGGAGAUCGUGCACUCCAAUGUGGUGUUCGAUAUAUGCAGCCUGAUGCUGUAUGGCACCCAAGCCAUCCCAAUCCGCCUCAAGAUCCUCCUGGACCGCCUUUUCUCUGUUCUCAAGCAGGAGGAAGUCAUCCAGAUCCUCAAUGCACUUGACUGGACAUUGCAGGACUACAUCCGAGGAUAUGUGCUCCAGGAUGUUGCAGGGAAGGUGCUGGACCGUUGGGCCAUCAUGACAUUCGAGGAAGAAAUUGCUACCCUGCAGCAGUUCCUGCGUUUUGGUGAGACCAAAUCCAUAGUGGAGCUGAUGGCUCUACAAGACAAAGAGGGCCAAGCAGUGUUGGUCCCCAGUACCCGCACCAACUCAGAUAUUCGGACUUUCAUUGAACGCAACACACCUCGAACCACUGCCAAACUGUCUACAUCCAAAGUUGAUAAAAUAACUGGCAACAGCAUGCAUCACUUUGAGAACUUCAUCAACAGUAUGGCCUUCAUGCUGCCAUUUCAGCUGCUCGGCUCUGUUCCUGCCCCAUAUCUGGGCUCACCAGCAGGGGCACUGCAACAGCAGCACCAGCAACACCACCAGCACCAGCAGCCAUGCCGUGGGUCAGUGGAGCUGCAGAGUCAUAGACAUGAUGAUCAAGUUCAGGACAGUUUAGGGAGGGACAAUCCUCUCCCUCUCUCACAUCCUUCAGAGACUACCCUACUAGGUUCCAGCUCUGUGCCAUUUACCGCUGAUCUGAACCAAAGUGGAGACAAGCCAAUAGACAGCCUCUCCACUAACACAAAGAUCGAAGCUGAGGAGUUCUCUACUAGUGAUAACUACUCAGAUGGACCCUCCACACCAUGCACACCCUCAGUGAGCUCUGAUGUAACACCAAUGUCACCUGAAGGCAAGCUUCGUUCCCUUGACAGGAAUGGAAGUGGCCAUGGAGGGGUCUCAGGAGGUGGUGCAGGAGGAGGUUCUCUGAAGAAGGGUCGUGUAUUUUGCAAUGCUUGUGAGAAGACAUUCUAUGAUAAAGGCACUCUAAAAAUCCACUACAAUGCAGUGCACCUGAAGAUUAAGCACAAGUGUACCAUCGAGGGCUGCAACAUGGUUUUCAGCUCACUGCGCAGUCGUAAUCGCCAUAGUGCCAACCCGAACCCACGGCUACAUAUGCCCAUGAACCGAAACAACCGUGACAAAGAUCUGCGGGGGAGCUUGUCUGCUGAUGAGACUUCUCAAGGAGAGAAAAGGCAUGAAUACGGCACCCCCAUUUGCUCUGCAGAAGGCCAUAAAUCUGUGUCCAGCUACAUGGUGAGCCAUGUAGACACUGGAUCAAAACUCCACAGUGGCUCAUUCCCUGGCAUGGGUCAAAGUGGUAUUCUCUUUCCCAAUUUAAAAACAGUACAACCAGUACUGCCUUUCUACCGAAGCCUGGUAUCGCCAGCAGAGCUUGCCAACACCCCAGGGACACUACCUUCCCUUCCUCUGUUGUCCUCUUCUGUACCCGUCAAACCCAUCUCAGCCCCCGAACGCUGCAUGACAGACCCUAUACCAAAGAAAAAGUCUCGUAAGUCAAGUAUGCCAAUAAAGAUAGAGAAGGGGAUGGUAGAGCAAGAUGAGCAAAUGGAUAAGGAAAGCAGCUCUGAAGAUGAUGCUCCGCUGCAUGGCAGGGACAGUAAUGAGUGUGAUGGUAGCCAAGCAGAAAGGCAUAUAUACCUAAGACAAUCUGGGGAGGAGAAAGAGUCAAGAGAGACUUGCACUGGCAAAGAAAAGAAAACGGAUGGUACAAAGCAUCUGUCAGAGCAAACCUUAGACAGAGAAAUGACCAAGAGUGAGGACAAAGAUGACGGGCCAAGACAAACUGAAACCUGUGCAUUAUCCCCUUUUGAAAGCAGGCUGAUGGAGAACCAUUGUGACAACAACUUAUUUUGUCUGGAACCCAAUAGCAAUGAAGAAAGGGAGGAGAGGGAGCACACACAUUUAUUGCAUGUAGCUGACAAGAUCUCAGAGCUCAAAUGGGAUGAGGGUGAACAUAGGCUGACUAAUGGGGGUGCUAUCCAACACAUAGAGAGGGAAGGAUCUGAUAGAUGUGCAGAUGACUAUGGUGACUCAGGGUUGUCUCACCUUGACCCCAACACUGACCUUCCACACUACUGUGAGAUCUGCAGUAAGACCUUUAAAAAUUCUUACAGUGUCAAGAUGCACUACCAAAAUGUCCACUUGAAAGAGACUCACAUGUGCACCGUGGAUGGCUGUAAUGCUGCCUUCCCCUCACGCAGGAGCCGGGACAGGUGAGAGGCCACAAUAUUUUCUUUACGGUCUGAUACAAUUUAUUAGGAUUGCUGAGACUUUAAAAGUGUACUUUUAGAUAGUUUCCAAAUUGGGAAGUGUUUAUAUCUCAAAUCAUGGUAAAAUCAACACAUUUUUUUUGCACUGUUGGCAUCUUGCACUUUCACAGUUACAUUUAUUCUACAAGCCACUUGCUGCUGUUGUAUAUAGUUUAUUGUUUAGUAAUACUGUAUUUAUUCAUUGUCAUUCUUCAUUCUUGUAUAUAUUAUUAUUAUUAUUAUUAUUAUUAUUAUUAUUACUACUAUACAUAUGUUUAGUGCUGCUGUGACAGAUGUUGCUGCUGUAACAAUGGAAAUUUUCCCUGACGUGGGGAGCAACAAAGGAUAAUCAUAUCCAAAAUAUAAGGUAUUGCUGUUGGACACAUCCAGCUGGCAAUUAAAUAAGGGUUUCAUGGUAGACUUUCAGAUUAAUGUUUUUUAAUUAUGUACCAAGCUCAAAAAAAUACGUUCUGUAUUUAUGUAACUGCAAUAAAAUUUCAUUUUCCCAUGCCUGCAUGGAAUUUGUGCAGACUCCGUGCUAAAAAGGAAAAAUAUGAGCAGUAUGUCUGACCCAUUGUAACACAUACAUAGAUAUAGUAGAUAUUUAGAUAUUUUAAAAGUUGCCCUUAUAGAUGUUGAAUUGAUUGGGUUUUGAUACAAAGGACUGGCAAAGUAUUCUUUUUCUUUAUUUGAUCUUUACACUUGCUCUGUUAGCACCAAUUGUUGUAAAAAAAAAAAAAGUGGAAUAUAGCUGACAGAUAUAUAUAAAAAAAAUACAGAAUUAAGUAGAGUAAGAGAGAUUACUGCACCUUUCUUUUACUCUGACAUUUAAGAAUGAAGGGAACAUUUCAAAAUUAAAACUUAGCAACAAAAACAUACCUUAUUGUGGUGCUUUAAGGUGUUUAUAUCUUUGUUUAUUUGCAGGCACAGUGCAAAUUUGAAUCUACACCACAAGCUGCUGACCAAAGAUUCAUUCACCACAGCUAACCCCGCCUACUCGCCUCACUGUAGAGACAGAGACUCUGUUGUCCUGGACAACUAUC